This is a messenger RNA of Radiomyces spectabilis, 975 nucleotides long. RefSeq lists its product as uncharacterized. Gene Ontology annotation, biological process: defense response. The transcript has a single exon. The coding region runs from base 1 to 975 and encodes 324 amino acids. The record is from RefSeq and is a predicted model, not a curated record. NCBI's taxonomy places the organism in Eukaryota, Fungi, Mucoromycota, Mucoromycetes, Mucorales, Radiomycetaceae.
AUGGCAGCUAGAUCUCUAAAGCUCGUGUUGUUCACUUUACUGCUGUACACCUGGAGCGCUACAGCACGAUAUUCGUUACUUGGUCUGUUCCAGAAAGAUGGGUCUUGCUUGUCCGAUGCAAUGUGCGCGACAUACUGUGUCUUUCAAGGAUUUACCGUAGGCCAAUGUUCUGACGAAGCAAAAUGCACUUGCCGUAUUCCCUUAUUUCGUGGCCGAAAAACCACCGUGGAGCAUCAUGAAACCGUCAUUGAGGGAAAAGAUCAUCAAUCGAAAGAAACCAUCAACACGGUGACAAAAGAGGAUAUCGUCGACAAUUCCACUGAUAGCAGCGAUACAACCGACAGUACCGACCCCAAAGAAAAGGAAGCCAAAGACUAUGAAAUCAAGGAUCACGAAGUCAAAGAAAGCGACGUCAAGGAUGACGAUGCCAAGACUAAAGAGGUCAAGGAGGCAGAGACCAAGGAUACGGAUGUGAAAGAUGCGGAAGCCAAGGACGACGAAGCCAAGGCUAAAGAGGUCAAGGAGACUGAGACCAAGGAUAAAGACGUCAAAGAUGCCGAGGCCAAGGACAAGGACGUUAAAGAUGCUGAGACCAAGGAUAACAAGACCAAAAAGGAUGCAGAAAAGAAGCAACAUGGCAAGAAGAAGAAAAGUAAAGGCGAUGAAACGGCAGUUGCAAAGAACUCUAGUUCACCAGCGAACAAUACGAUGCCAUCCAUCAAUAAUCCUGCAUCGGAAAACAACCGAACUACGGGAUUGGAUGUAGCCAUCAAAGCCGACAAUACCACCAAGGUUCCAGUAGCCAAGGCCCAAGUGAAUAUCGACGCUGCUGAGCAGCCAAACAAUGCCGUUAAUCUGAACAGUGCGAUAGAGCCAGCGGAUGAUUCUAUGCUUACCGACGGUGGCGCCAACCCUGACACUGUUACUCCAGAAGCAUAUAACACUACCGAUUAUUCAUCCAGCACACCCAUCUAA